Molecule: messenger RNA, 687 nt
Organism: Paramuricea clavata
Lineage: Eukaryota; Metazoa; Cnidaria; Anthozoa; Malacalcyonacea; Plexauridae
Source: the annotation of a GenBank genome assembly
AUGCAGGAAGCUUACAUGUUAGCAUCCACGUCUGCGGAGAAAGCGGAGUCUAAGGGAAGGAAGCAGAGCGAUAAACGCGUAAGGUCGACUGUCAUCUUACCUGGUGACCGAGUGCUUGUUCGGAACCUAUCACCACGCGGAGGUCCAAGCAAAAUACGAGCGUUCUGAGAAGAGGAGAUUCACGCAGUGAUAUCGAGGAACAAUCCCGAGAGUCCUGUUUAUGAUAUCAAACCCGAAUCCGGAAAGGGAAAGACACGCACGUUGCACAGAAAUUUACUGUUGUUACCUUGUGAUUAUUUACCGACAGCAACGCCAGAGACGAAGCGGGUAGAGAAAGUGAAAGAACAGACCCCGAUUAUACACACCCCAGAGGAUUCAGAAUCCGAUUCGGAGUGGGAGGAGGGACUGUCGCUGCCUCCAAACGAAAUGGACGAACUUGUACAAUUAAGCUUACGACCAGAGUCGGUAAACGACGCGACAGUGGACUCAAGUACCAAUGGCGAUAUUAACCAGAGUAGGGAAGUACAUGGUAAUGAAAAUGAGGCGAACAGGCUGAACAUACAAGUAGAAGGAACGAUGGAAACGCCAGGUGAUGUCGAAGAAACACCGCCGCAACCGGUUCGUCCACAAAGGCAAAGACAGCCACCGGUACGUUUUGGAUACAAUGCACCUGGUUGUCCUACGUGA